Phaedon cochleariae (mustard beetle) is the source of this 2446-nucleotide messenger RNA. NCBI's taxonomy places the organism in Eukaryota, Metazoa, Arthropoda, Insecta, Coleoptera, Chrysomelidae. The record is from the annotation of a GenBank genome assembly.
GAUCAUUGGCAAUGUCCUCUUGGUAUAGUGGUGUUGUUGAACUUUUAUUGUUUAUUUAAUGUUUUUUGUUGAAUCAGUCAUUGGUUUUAUGUUUCUUUUCAAUGUAUCUCUGAAUAUGCCGUCCAUUCUAAUGAAAUGAAAUGGAAUCCUCAUGACGAUGGCUUCAGUGUUUCAGACCUAGUAACAAAGAUGUCUAGACUCUCUCAAUUUUACACCGUCGAGGUGGGCGAUACGAAAUUCACUAUUUUGAAACGAUAUCAGAACUUGAAACCGAUUGGUUCAGGUGCUCAAGGGAUCGUUUGCGCUGCCGUAGAUACUUUGACUCAGCAAAAUGUUGCUAUCAAAAAACUCAGCCGCCCCUUUCAGAAUGUCACUCAUGCCAAGAGGGCAUACCGAGAAUUCAAACUCAUGAAGUUGGUCAAUCAUAAGAACAUAAUUGGUCUUCUGAAUGCCUUUACACCACAAAGGACUUUGGAAGAAUUCCAAGAUGUCUACUUAGUUAUGGAAUUGAUGGACGCGAACCUUUGCCAAGUCAUUCAGAUGGAUUUGGAUCACGAAAGAAUGAGCUAUCUUCUGUACCAAAUGCUUUGUGGGAUCAAGCACUUACAUUCUGCUGGAAUCAUCCAUAGAGAUCUGAAACCCAGCAAUAUCGUGGUGAAGUCGGACUGCACAUUGAAGAUCCUCGAUUUCGGGCUGGCCAGAACGGCCGGUACCACCUUCAUGAUGACGCCGUACGUCGUGACGCGGUACUACCGCGCCCCCGAGGUCAUUCUGGGCAUGGGCUACACGGAGAACGUCGACAUCUGGAGCGUCGGCUGCAUCAUGGGCGAGAUGAUCCGCGGAGGGGUACUCUUUCCUGGCACCGAUCAUAUCGACCAGUGGAAUAAGAUAAUUGAACAACUGGGCACUCCAUCGCAGCAGUUCAUGGUCCGUCUACAGCCCACAGUGCGCAACUACGUGGAGAACCGCCCCCGCUUUCCUGGCUUCAAUUUCGACAAACUGUUCCCCGACGUGCUCUUUCCCUCCGACAGCAGCGACCACAACAAGCUGAAGGCGUGCCAGGCGAGAGAUUUGCUGUCCAAGAUGCUGGUUAUCGAUCCGCAGAGCAGGAUAUCGGUGGACGAUGCGCUGCUGCAUCCUUAUAUCAACGUGUGGUACGACGAGCAAGAGGUGAACGCUCCUGCUCCUGGUCCUUACGAUCAUAGCGUAGACGAAAGAGAACAUACAGUGGAUCAGUGGAAAGAACUGAUCUAUCAGGAAGUUAUGGAGUAUGAAACUUCACAUUCUAGAGCUCCAUCUGGCUCUCAACUCAGCCCGGCUGUUAAUAACGAACCAAACGGUUAUUGAUUUGAGCACAAAUUCAACUUCAACUAGUCUAAUGUUACAUGAACGCAUCAUAUUUAUUUACACCAACAAGCUAGCUAUUCACAUUAUAAAAAAAAGUUGAUAUGAUGAAAUGAAAAAUUUUCAUGUAUGCUCCCACUUCCUAAAUAAUAUCAGUGAAAGUUGAAGAAUGUAGCAUUUAGUUAAUAGGUGUGUGAUAUAUUAAUGAAAAAUAGUCUGAUUUGUUUGAAUCAUCAACUUUUCAAAAAGGGGAAAAUUAAUUUCGUAUCAUUGGUUUUCCCACACACAAGUUUUUCAAAUGACAGCAACUCUUGAAUGGAUUCAGAACAUUAGAUUUUUAAAUUAUUUAAAACUAAAAAUGCAUAUUGGAAAAAUGUUUCUAUUAGUUGUGACGUGGUUUUGUCUAGUCAUGUCGUUUUUUGAGUUUCAGUUAUGCCUUGAUAAGUAGAAAUAUUAAUUUGAAAUUCGAGCGAUGAAAAAAAUAUCCCAUUCGAAGGCGAAGAUUUCUGCACCAAUUCAAAAUAGAGAAAAGUGUAUUCCCCGCACGUUCAAUCAGACAGGUGGUGUUGCCAUAAAAAAUGUGAAUACAUUUGACACCUGUCAAGUAAUUAAUUGACUAUUUGUGACGUCAACUUGUAACUCAAUUUGGUGAUAAGUCUUCCCCUAUGUGUUAUGGUCCAAGUUGAUUUUUCAUGGACAUACUUUUAUCUGUCACAAAAAUAGAUUUUUUUUGCAUUUGAUUCAUUGUUUACAUUCAAAAGGCAAAUUAUAUUCUGCCUUUUUGUUUUUAUAUAUUUUAUUUGAUUUUUUAUGAUCACAUCCAUCAUUAUUUUACUAUUUCAGAUCAAUGUGAUUAAAUUGUAGAGCUCUAAUUGAGUUUGUGUGGACAAUUAUCCUUUUUGAGGAAAUUGAUGAGGAAUACAAAUUCAAUUACUUUUUAUUAUAAGUUGAUAGUUGAUUCGAAAAUAUUGUGUUAUUAUGAUUUUUAUUGUGACUUUUGUAUUUAUUAUUUAUUUUUCAUAGAACUUGUUAUUUUUGUAUGUGUUGAAGUUAGUGUUUUGACUUUUUAUAAAGUUACUUAAUCUUAGAAACCCACUUGAGG